UCUCCAGCAAGUAGUAAGAAAGAAAAAAAAAAAAGGGGGGGAGGGGGAAGACCUGAACUGGAGACUAAAGUUCUUUGUCUUUCUCCUAAACAACUUCUUCGUGAAGUGCUUAAGAAUCAAGACACGAUAAAAGCACACUUGUUUAUAUACUGGGUCCAUCCCUCUAACUCUAAGCUCACUCCCUAAAACUCACAAAUACUUUGCUUUCUCUUUCUCUCACUCCUACUCUGCAAACGCGUUCAAAGUUGCUUCUCUUCUUGUGUCAAACCAAUACGCUUUCAGUUUUGUUUCAGGAACUUAUUGGCUUUCAACCCGAACUGGUUAAUUUUCUGAAAUAUAUGGAGUUAGAAGGGAGUGUAAAGGAGACUGUGGUGACACAAGUUAGUGUUGGUGGAUUUGACCGACAUGUCAAAGCCAGAGAUCUGAUGAAGUACUUGGAGAAUGCAGUUGGCGUUGUCUGGAGGUGUAGACUGAAGACCUCAUGGACACCACCAGAAUCGUAUCCUAAUUUCGAAAUUACUGACACUUCUGUUAUCCAAAGAAAAGAUAACUAUAAGAAGGUGGAGCCCCAUGCCUUUGUUCAUUUUGCUUCACCGGAAGCAGUGACUUGGGCUGUGGAUGCUGCAGGUCGUACUGAGCUUGCUUUCAACAAUCAGCUGUUGAAGGUUAGUUUGGGGCCUGAGAAUCCUUAUUACUUGAAUCGACGGAGGAGGGACACAGCACCCUUUAUGCUACCUGAUGUCUCCCUGGAGAUUGGAGCACUGGCUAGUUGCGAUGAAUUCUUUGUUGGCUGGAGAGGACCUCCUUCUGGUGUUGAGUUUCUUGUGGAUCCAUUUGAUUGUACCUGCAAAUUUUGUUUCUCCAGAGAUACAGCCUUCUCGUUCAAAGGCACAAAUGAGCGUGCUGUCAUAAAGUGUGACUUUAAGGUUGAAUUUCUGGUUAGGGAGAUCAAUGAAGUUAAGCAGUAUUCAGAACAGACGGGUUUUGUAGUGCUCUUGCAGCUGGCUUCGUCACCUUGGGUCUGGUAUAGAACUGCUGAUGACGACUUUGAAAAAUCAGUUCCAUUUGAUCUGUUGGAUGAUGAUGAUCAGUGGAUCCGGACCACUGAUUUUACUGCAAGUGGAGCUAUCGGUCGUUGUAAUACAUACAGAGUCCUAGUCCGUCCUCGUCAUGGUUUAAAGCUGAAGAAGGCCAUGUAUUAUCUCAGAGAACGAAGAGUACCAGUGAAAGAUCUCAGAUCACAACUUAGGAUCUGUGAUGAACCUUAUUUUGGGAGGUCCAUGUCUGAUCACUUCUAUUAUACUUACAAGGAAGGGAUUCCUUUUGAAAUAAUGUUUUUGGUUAAUGCUGUACUGCAUAAAGGCAUAUUUAAUCAGCAUCAGCUAUCAAUGGACUUCUUUAAGCUACUGAGAAAUCAAUCAAUGGAGGUCAAUGUGGCUGCACUAAGGCACAUCUAUUCCUCUAGGCAUCCAGUGUAUGAUGCCUAUAAGAGGCUGAAAGAUGUUCAUGAUUGGCUGUUGAAGAAUCCCAAACUCUUUAGGAGCCCUCCGCAGUUGGAUGAUAUUGUUGAAAUCAGAAGAUUGGUCAUUACCCCAACCAAAGCUUAUUGUCUUCUUCCGGAAGUUGAGCUUUCUAAUAGGGUUCUCAGGAAAUAUAAAGAUGUUGCUGAUCGGUUUUUAAGGGUCACAUUUAUGGAUGAAGGCAUGCAGACAAUGAAUGCAAAUGUGCUCACUUACUAUAAUGCCGCAAUUGUAAGGGAUGUGACGUCUACCUCUUUUUCUCAGAAAACGGGAGUAUUCAAAAGGGUAAAGUCUAUUCUAACAGAUGGAUUUUACUUGUGUGGUCGCAAAUACUCUUUCCUUGCUUUCUCAGCCAAUCAAUUGAGAGACCGCUCUGCAUGGUUUUUCGCUGAAGAUGGGAAGAUAAAUGUGCUUCAAAUUAUAGGUUGGAUGGGGAAGUUUGCAAACCGGAAUAUUGCUAAAUGUGCUGCCAGGAUGGGUCAGUGCUUCUCGUCAACGUACGCAACAGUGGAAGUUCCUUCAGGACAGGUUAACAUGCACCUUCCAGAUAUACAGAGGAAUGGAUAUGAUUUCUCUGAUGGGAUUGGCAAGAUCACUCCCGAUCUUGCAAUGGAAGUUGCUCAGAAAUUGAAGCUGGACUUGAAUCCUCCUUGCGCUUAUCAAAUUAGAUAUGCUGGUUGUAAAGGGGUCGUGGCUUGUUGGCCGGAAGAAGGUGAUGGGAUCCGUCUUUCUUUACGGUCCAGUAUGAUUAAGUUCUUUUCUCACCACACAACACUGGAAAUCUGUUCUUGGACAAGAUUUCAGCCUGGCUUCCUGAAUAGGCAAAUUAUUACAUUGCUUUCAACACUAGGUGUGCCUGACAAAGUAUUUUGGGGAAUGCAAAAGUCCAUGGUUUCUAAGUUGGACAAAGUCCUUGUGGACACUGAUGCAGCAUUUGAAGUCGUUAUUUCAUCAUGUGGUGAGCAAGGGCAUACUCCAGCAAUAAUGUUGAGUGCAGGUUUCAAGCCUCAAACAGAACCUCAUUUACGAGGAAUGUUGACUUGUGUGAGAGCAUCUCAACUUUGGGGCCUUAGGGAAAAAUCUAGGAUUUUUAUUCAUUCAGGCAGAUGGUUAAUGGGCGUUUUGGAUGAACUAGGUGUACUUGAACAAGGUCAGUGCUUUAUCCAAGUGUCAAAUCCAUCUCUACAAAACUGCUUCCUUAAACAUGGUUCUAGGUUUGCUGAAACAAAGAAAAAUUUUGAAGUAAUUAAGGGGCUGGUUGUCAUAGCUAAGAAUCCUUGUCUUCACCCUGGAGAUGUAAGAAUUCUAGAAGCAGUUGAUGCCCCUGGUUUACACCAUUUGUAUGACUGUCUGGUCUUCCCUCAAAAGGGUGAGAGACCCCAUACGAAUGAAGCUUCUGGAAGUGAUCUUGAUGGGGACCUUUAUUUUGUCACAUGGGAAGAGGCUCUUAUCCCCCCUAGCAAGAAAAGCUCACAACCCAUGCAGUAUAACCCUGAUGAGCCUCGGGAGUUGCAUCGCCCAGUCACUCAUAAGGACAUAAUUGAGUUUUUUUCAAAAAACAUGGUGAAUGAGCACCUGGGAAGUAUCUGCAAUGCACAUGUGGUUCAUUCUGACCUUAGUGACCAUGGUGCUUCAGAUGAGAAAUGUAUACAUCUCGCAGAGUUAGCGGCUAUAGCUGUUGAUUUUCCUAAAACCGGGAAGAUUGUGUCGAUGCCUGCUCACUUAAAACCACAACUUUACCCAGAUUUUAUGGGUAAAGAGGAGUUCCAGUCAUACAAGUCAAACAAAAUUCUGGGAAGACUAUAUCGUGAUAUCAAAGAUGCGUAUGACGAAGAUGUCUCUGAAUCUUCUGGGCUCAAUUUUUGUGCUAGUGACAUCAAUUAUGAUGCAGAUCUUGAAAUUACAGGAUCCGCUGACUACAUAGCUGAUGCAUGGGCUAAAAAGUGCUCCUAUGACGGGCAGCUGAUUGGACUACUUAAACAGUACAAAGUUAAGAGGGAAGAGGAGGUCGUAACUGGCCAAAUCUGGUCCAUGCCCAAAUAUGCCAGUAAGAAACUAGGGGAUUUGAAGGAGAAGCUUGGUCAUUCUUAUGGUUCCCUCAGGAAAGAAUUCAGACAACUUUUUGAGAACAUGGAUUCCGACUUUGAGCAGCUCAAUGAGGAUGAGAAGAACAAGUUGUAUGAAAGAAAGGCUUCAGCAUGGUACCAGGUCACUUACCAUCCUGAAUGGGUUCAGAAGACGUUAGAGUUCCAGAAGCCUGAUGGUGAUGAAGGUGUUGUGAUGUUAAGCUUUGCUUGGAUUGCUGCUGAUUACCUAGCUCGAAUAAAAGUUAGGCACCAGGGCACUGAAAAUCUUGACUUUGCUAAGCCUGUCAACUCUCUAGUAAGGUACCUAGCCGAUCGAAUAUAACCAGUAUUUGACUGUUUUGGCAGCAAAUUCAUUUGCUGGAUCCGGCUUCUUGGUCGCAAAGCCACUCUGCCAUUUUGAAAGAUAAGUUGUAAUGUUGGUUUGUAAUGCAGUACAUCUCUCUUGUUACCCUAUUGUUGCUAUGACCUAUUGUGAUUGUUCAAAGAUGAUUUUCCAUGCUUUGUAUGAAAGUAAUAUUUUUCAA
Gossypium raimondii (Peruvian cotton) is the source of this 4131-nucleotide messenger RNA. RefSeq names its product RNA-dependent RNA polymerase 6. Gene Ontology annotation, biological process: siRNA processing. The transcript has 3 exons. Bases 339 to 3929 code for a protein of 1196 amino acids. Gene Ontology annotation, molecular function: RNA-directed RNA polymerase activity; nucleic acid binding. The record is from RefSeq and is a predicted model, not a curated record. Gene Ontology annotation, cellular component: nuclear RNA-directed RNA polymerase complex. Lineage: Eukaryota; Viridiplantae; Streptophyta; Magnoliopsida; Malvales; Malvaceae.